CCCAUUAACAGGAACUUGAGAGAUGACAGACAACUACCCUCCCCAAACCAUUUCCUCACCACCAUCAACCCCAAUGAACCUGCACACUUUUCGAUCUCCCAUUGGCCAGCUCAACCCAAAAGUCAAACCAAACCACGAACCCACCAAUCCUCUCAUGCCAACUCAACAAUCAGCCACCUCCCUCCACCGGUGUAGGGGCAUCGCUCACGAGAAGAAACUGACACACAAAGCCUAGACAGAAAGAGAGAGAGUGUACGCGUGCAUUUGAGUUUGUGUGCGUUUGUUUUGGACAUUCUCUCGUCACCACCUUCCCCAUGUACAACAAAAAGAAACAGACCCAGAAGGAUCACCAUGUGGUCCUAAUUCCCUCACUCACACACUAACUCUUUGCUUUUGUCACCUUUUUUGCCAACUAUAAUUCAGUGAAUCAGUCCCACCCCACAAAGCCAGAAACUGAUUAAUAUCUUCUUCUCUCCUUACUUUUGACAAUUCUUCUUUUCUUUUGGUACAAUGAAUCUGGGUAAGGUUGAUGGGAAUUACCAGAAGAUGGAAAAGGCUCAGCAGCAGCAGAAGGUUGUGAAGAAGGAGGCGGAGGAGGAGCCCGAUGAGGAAUUGAAGGAGGAGAGCACUGUGGAGGAAGAGAAGAAGAAGAAAGGGGUGGUGGGUAGUGGAAAGAGGUGUUGUCAGGCUGAGAAGUGUACGGCGGAUCUGAGUGACGCUAGGCAGUACCACAGGAGGCAUAAGGUGUGUGAGUAUCAUGCCAAGGCUCAGGCCGUGCUUGUGGGUGGGAUGAGGCAGCGGUUUUGUCAGCAAUGCAGCAGAUUUCAUGAGCUAUCAGAAUUUGAUGAAGCCAAGAGGAGUUGCCGGAAGCAUUUGGCCGGCCAUAAUGAACGGCGAAGGAAGAAUUCUGCUGAGUCUCAUGCAGAAGGCUCAAGCCGCAAGGGAACAUGCACUCAUCAGUUGAAGGAUAUUGUUUGUGGGCAGGUUGAUGAUAGGGGAAGAAUUCAGAUAACCAUCCAUGAGAACUCCACUUACAAGCAUUUCCAGAUCAGAUAAGAUCUCAAGCUAUCAUGCUCUCUCUCUUCUGUCAUAGAAUAUGUAAUGAGAGUUAAGCCUUGCUCUGUAUCACCUAUUUAUUGCAAAUUUUAUUUAGGUCAAGUACAAAUGCCAACGGCUGCAAUUUCCAUUUAUUGGGUUAGGAUUUCUAGUUACAAACUUAGUAUGUGGCUAAGCAUUUAACUUUUGUUUAUGAUUUGCAUGUACUUCCUUAAUUGCCCCUUGAUUAGGGCAUUAUCUUAUCUAUUAUCUCCUACUUGGUUUUCA
Molecule: messenger RNA, 1323 nt
Organism: Alnus glutinosa
Lineage: Eukaryota; Viridiplantae; Streptophyta; Magnoliopsida; Fagales; Betulaceae
Product: squamosa promoter-binding-like protein 3
Exons: 2
Coding region: 511-1056 (181 amino acids)
Cellular component (GO): nucleus
Molecular function (GO): DNA binding
Source: RefSeq, a predicted model, not a curated record